Molecule: messenger RNA, 4960 nt
Organism: Oncorhynchus masou masou (cherry salmon)
Lineage: Eukaryota; Metazoa; Chordata; Actinopteri; Salmoniformes; Salmonidae
Product: low-density lipoprotein receptor class A domain-containing protein 3-like
Exons: 5
Coding region: 964-1836 (290 amino acids)
Biological process (GO): receptor-mediated endocytosis
Cellular component (GO): plasma membrane
Molecular function (GO): protein binding
Source: RefSeq, a predicted model, not a curated record
UGUAGGCUCAUUCCUGGCGCAUUCACAGCCAUAUAAGGAGACAUUGGAACACAGCGCCCUCAAUAUCUGGGCCAUUUCCUGUUUGAAAUUUCAUCUUGGUUUCGCCUGUAGCAUCAGUUCUGUGGCAUUCACAGAUAAUAUAUUUGCAGUUUUGGAAACGUCAGAGUGUUUUCUUUCCAAAGCUGUCAAUUAUAUGCAUAGUCGAGCAUCUUUUCGUGACAAAAUAUCUUGUUUAAAACGGGAACGUUUUUUUAUCCAAAAAUUAAAAGAGCGCCCCCUAUAUCGAAGAAGUUAAGAACAAAUUAUUAUUUUCAAUGACGGUCUAGGAACAGUGGGUUAACUGCCUGUUCAGGGGCAGAACGACAGAUUUGUACUUGUCAGCUCGGGGAUUAGAACUUGCAACCUUCCGAUUACGAGUCCAACGCUUCAUAUGCGUCUCUGUCUCUGGAGUAAAGGUGGUCAAGAGUUUUUUUCUCUGGUUAUACAUUUAACAUGCUGAUAGAAAUUAGGUUAAACUGAUUUGAGUUUCCCUGCAUUAAAGUCCCCGGCCACUAGGUGCGCCGCCUCUGGAUGAGCGUUUUCCUGUUUGCUUAUGGCCGUAUACAGCUCAUUGAGUGCGGUUUUGGUGCCAGCACCAGUCUGCGAUGGUAUAUAGACAGCUAUGAAAAAUAUAGAUGUAAACUCUCUUGGUAAAUAGUGAGAUCUACAGCUUAUCAUGAGCUACUCUACCUCAGGCGAGCAAAACCUCGAGACAUAGUUAAUCGAUUUUAUUAUUGAUUGAUUGUACGUUGGCUAAUAGGAAACAUGGAAAAGGUAGAUUACCCUCUUGGCAACGGAUCCUUACAAGGCACCCAGACCGUCGUCCACAAUACCUCCAUCUUUUCUUCCUGCAAAUGACGGGGAUGAGGGCCUUGUCACGUGUCUGGAGUAAAUCCUUCCCGCCCGACUUGUUGAGGAAGAAGAAUGUCUCCAGUAUGGGCCAAGAUAAAGUCCAAGUGUGCUCCGACGUUCUUUGCCUGUGCCAACGGGAUACACUGUAUUAUCGGGCGCUUCCGUUGCAAUGGCUUCAGCGACUGUCCUGACGGGAGCGACGAGAAGAAAUGCACAGGUAACCCGCUGGUGUGCCUGGAGGCCCGCUUCAAGUGUCGUAACGGGCGCUGUGUGGACCGCAGUUUCCUGUGUAACGGACAGGACAACUGUCAGGACAACAGUGACGAGGAACACUGCCUCACCACCACAGAAGCUCCAGGCCAGGACUUUGUAACCCUGGACUACCGCAACUACCCUAGCAUCACCUACGCAGUCAUCGGCAGCGCUGUCAUCUUUGUCCUGGUGGUGGCGCUGUUGGCCUUGGUUCUGCACCACCAGAGGAAGCGCAGCGUGCUGCUGCCCCGGGAGGUCCGGUCCUCCUACCACCACCACCACCAUCAGCCCCUGCUGCUAUCCCGCGUGGUCAUCCUGGACCGGGGACACAUCCACCCAGCUGGCCCUGGCCUCUCCCCCACCUCCCCGUCUGCAGAAGCCCAGUUCAGUGCAGGUUCACAAGGGCUACAGAUGCUGUCUAGGACCCUCUACCCUGCUGACAUGUCCAUGGACACACCACCCUCCUACUCCCAGGCCGUGCUGGAUGUCAGCCGGCCUCCCUGGUUUGACCUUCCCCCGCCUCCCUACCUCCCAGACGGGGAUCUGCCGUCAGAAGGAGAGCUGCCCCAGUACGAAGCCCCCACAGAGCCCUCCACUCAGCCCAGCACACGUCUCUCUGAGCCCUCCACACCCAGAACUGUGGCCCCAGGCUUGUCCUGGCCUAGCUUCAGCUCCAGAGAAGAGUCGGACUAGCUGUAGUCCUCCUCUGAUGACUGCAUGUACAUAGGACCACAAUACCCAGCCUCAGGGCUGUGGAAGGCUGAAGAGAGAGGAGCUGUUCAAUUUGGGAAGACCCAAUGGAUUGUCCUGCCUAAUGUGAGAAUGAGAGACAAGGCUCUAGUCUACCAAUAACUACAACUGACUGACUAAGGCACUUGGAAUGAUUGCUAUUAUAUCCUGGCACCCUCUGCUGGAAAUUUCUCUACAUAUCCCCUGACUGGGUUGCUCACUUAUUCAAUCAAUCAUCAGUCAAUUGCAUUUCAUCUGUGGCUAUAUAGUGCUUUUUAUACAUGAAUUUCUCAGUGUGCUUAACAACUUCAAGGGUCUAAACUUCCGAAGACAAAAUAAAAACUACCACAGCCUCCCAACACUAUGUAUCUCCUGUUGGACUUGUGAAGACCCUGGUUGGUGCGAGAUCCUGUAGCUUGGUUGUGUUGACUGGAUGGAUGGUCAACCUUUAUAGUACAGUCAUGCAUUAACAAUGUAGUAUGACUCACAGUAACUAACAUUGUUUGUGGUACUCAUAAAGGGUCAAAUGUCACAUGGUGUUACAGUAGCAGAUGUAUAUGCUGUGCAAACAUAGUGAAAGAGAUACAGGGUCAGAUCUGUAAUGUUACAAUUUAGCACAUUAGGAGAACCAGCUAGCCACAGAAACAUGUGGGUAGUGGACACCUGGAUAUGGGGUACGUUUUCCUCCCAUCCGUAAUGCAUAAUGCUGGUUCUCUUCAAUCUCUGUUCUCGUUGGCCAUCUCUUUCAUUUCAUAGGGAUAACUGUAUUUCUCUGUCAUAGAGCACUUAUCAUGAUGUCUGGGUUUACAAGUAAUUCAUGUUUUGCCAUGAACUCAAAUGGAAGUAUUAUUUGAGGAAGAUAACUUUGGAUAAAAAAGUAUCCUACUAAGGUCCCAGAGCAAGUUAGUUUUCAGGGUAUCUGGACCUUUUCAAAGUACUCAAAUAUAAGUUUAACGACUUUGUCUACUGUCCCACUCAGGGUCUAGUUUGACAAAAGUUUAUUGAGGUCAUGUUCUAUUGCCAAUGAGGACAGUCCAUAUUGGUUUGUUUUGAUAUUAUAUCUGUUCAUAUCUGACUCUUUGGCAGAGAGGAGAAGAAUGUUCAGAUUGAACUUCUCGUCUGACUAGUGUUUUCAUGUUUAUUAAUGUUACACUUCUGCCUGAGAGCACAAGACAAACAUUUUGGCGGGGAAGAGAAAAUUACAUUUAAGGAUUCAUUUUCAUUAGUGCAUAAAGAGGAAGUGUAGAAAUACAUCAGUAGUAGCUUUGCCAGGAAAACAAAUGACAAGAACAUCCCCACAGCUAGAAUAUCUAACCAUAGAGAAUACAAGACCCUUCCACUUGGUACCUUGGAACACAAAUGUGUAGAUUGAAAUAAGCAUUUGGGAUCCUCCUGAAGUUAAAAACAUAAUUCAAGUCAGUGCACUAAUUACAGAAGAAUUGUGUGAGAUCAAUGUCCUUACUGGGUUGUUGAGGUAAAUCAAAUUAAAUCACAUUUUAUUUGUCACAUGCGCCUUACCAUUAAAUGUUUACUUACAAGCCCUUAACCAACAAUGCAGUUUUAAGAAAAAUAGGAGUUAAGGAAAUAUUUACUAAAAUAAACAUGUGUGAAUAAAGUUAGACAAGCAUUUUUGUAUGGAGCUCUAGAAGUGACUGAUUUACCUACAGUGCCUUGGUUCAAAUGUCUCUCUUACUGUAUUUCUUGGAUUCAUACUCGACGACUUACUGAUAGGAUUCCAACUGACUCAUAGGAUCCCAACUGACUCAUAGGAUCCCAACUGACUCAUAGGAUCCCAACUGACUCAUAGGAUCCCAACUGACUCAUAGGAUCCCAACUGACUCAUAGGAUCCCAACUGACUCAUAGGAUCCCAACUGACUCAUAGGUUUCCAACUGACUCAUAGGAUUCCAACUGACUCAUAGGAUUCCAACUGACUCAUAGGAUUCCAACUGACUCAUAGGAUCCCAACUGACUCAUAGGAUCCCAACUGACUCAUAGGAUCCCAACUGACUCAUAGGAUCCCAACUGACUCAUAGGAUCCCAAAUGCUCUAACUGCCAUUCCUAUUAUGCAGAUUAUUGUCUGAAUUUGCACCAUAGCUAUCUGACCGAUUCAAUUGACACCCAAUAAUGUUUGUUUGGAUAAAGAAGAAAAUUACACUUUUUUUUUUAUAAGUGUCCCAAUUCAUUGUUUAGAAAUGUGUAAGUUGCAUGACAGACUGUACAGAUGUGAGAGAGAAGACUGUUAUUGUCUCUCUGCCUCUGUCUGUCUGCCCACCUGCCCGCCCAGUAACUAGUAUUAUUCAUUGGCUGACUAGUGAAACGUCUAUCUGAAGGAUCUGUGCAUAUGUAUUGUGGUUGUCGUGUCAUUUAAUUUCAGAACUUGUCAAGGGUUUCAUGUGACCAUGUAUGUAGAGAGAGAUAUAUAUUUAUUUAAAAGCAGCAUAUUUAGACUUUAAACUAAUAUAAUAAUAUUUAACUAUGAAACGUGUUACUUUGGAUGGUACCUCUGUCUUUUGUCCAUAUCCCCAGCAGUCAUCAGGCUGGUGGCAUCAUUAAACAACAUGGAAACCAAAGACUAUCACUCAUCAUCCCCAUAAAACCCAGAAGAUAAGCCUUACUCUCCAAAGUUGUGCCUCGUUUUGUUUCAGAUACCUAGCUGACUAGAGAAUGAAGAGUAGUAUUACUCGUAUACAAAGGGGGAAAUCCUGUUCAUCACUAGAUAAUUGGAGAGUGAUACUCAGUCUCAGGAUGAAUCUGCUCACAGCUGGGUUUUAUUCACUAGGAACCAUCAGAAGCAGACAGGCUGAAACGGGGAUGACUACCUGAAAUUGUCCAAUAAAAAGUGUUUUUCUUUUCUGUUGCAAAACGUUUUGCACUAAUGAAUAAAGUCCUGGUCUGUUGCGUUUCAGUUACAACACACUGUUACACUUUUCACGUCACUAUAUCCGUUUGGUUUGUGACAGUGAUUACUGAUUUGUUGUUCCACCCUGUUGGACACUUGUUUCGUGUUUAUCAUUUAUUAAUGACACCACCUUUUUGUUUGUAAUGAAAUACAUUCUGUACAUUGAAAGUAAUAUAAAGUGUUUGA